CUGGUGACUGUUUUUAUUGAGUUCAGCAUUUCUACAGCCUUAUUUAAUAGUCAUGGGUCAGAGUUGGUCAGUUCAACCUGGGCUGUCAAAUAGAGUAAGGCGAAAGAGUCUCAAAAAGUGCUUUUGGCAAUUUCGUGUUAUUUUGGUGGGCGAUUCCACGGUGGGCAAAACAUCUAUUGUGCUCCGUUUAACUGAAGGAACAUUUAGAGAAGAUCUCCAGAAAACCAUUGGUGUGGAUUAUUACAUUUAUGUUCUGGAAACCAAACCAACAGUCAGAGUGAAACUACAAGUGUGGGAUACAGCAGGAGAAAAGGAACACAGAACCAUCACAUAUUCAAACCUCCAAAUGAUACUUGGUGGACUGUUGGUGUUUGAUUUAACAAAUCGCCAGUCUCUUGACUACCUUACAAACUGGCUGCAUGAAAGUGGUACUGUGCUUGACCAGUGCAAGUGUAUCUUCAUCCUUGUUGGACACAAGAGUGAUCUAUCAGCUGAGAGGCAAAUCUCUCAAGAGGAGGCUGAACAGAUAGCAGCACAUUUGGGAAUGAGAUACAUCGAGACAUCUGCCAAAGAUGAUACUAACAUACAGGAGGUUUUUCUCACUCUGGCAUCAUCAAUCGCUGAAGCAGUGAAAACUGAGUGACAAGUGAAAGGAGGGAAUCACUGUGGUCAAUGACGAUUUAUUUUUAAACAAACUUUUUUUGCCAAUGGACUUUUGAAAACAGUAUGUCAUUUUUGGUUGGUUGAACUUAUACAGGAAGAUGGGUGAGGAAAAAUUGAUUUUUAAAUCUAAAGUUUUAUAUGCAUUUAGUUGAAACACUAAUGACAGACCAGAUACUUCAAGCUGUGAAAAUCUGUUGAGGUUACAAGUAAUUGUAAAUUGUACAAGUAAUUAUUAAUUAUAAUUUAACUUAUGAACUUGUAGAUGGCAGCA
Molecule: messenger RNA, 934 nt
Organism: Stegostoma tigrinum
Lineage: Eukaryota; Metazoa; Chordata; Chondrichthyes; Orectolobiformes; Stegostomatidae
Product: ras-related protein Rab-39A-like
Exons: 2
Coding region: 53-643 (196 amino acids)
Molecular function (GO): GTP binding; GTPase activity
Source: RefSeq, a predicted model, not a curated record